Molecule: messenger RNA, 1183 nt
Organism: Dama dama (fallow deer)
Lineage: Eukaryota; Metazoa; Chordata; Mammalia; Artiodactyla; Cervidae
Gene: NTF4
Product: neurotrophin 4
Exons: 3
Coding region: 269-901 (210 amino acids)
Biological process (GO): nerve growth factor signaling pathway; neuron projection morphogenesis; nerve development
Cellular component (GO): extracellular region
Molecular function (GO): nerve growth factor receptor binding; growth factor activity
Source: RefSeq, a predicted model, not a curated record
CCCGACCCGGGCCCUCCGGAGCGUGUGCAGCGGGGAGCCGGCGGGCGAGCGGGCGUCCCUACAGCCAGCGAGCAGGAGGAGGAGCCGCCGCCGCGCCGGAGACGGCCGGGGGAGCCGAGGAGGGCGCCCCAGGUGGCUGCCCCCUCCCUCUCCUGAGAUGUCAGGAAGGAGGGGGCCACCUGUGUCCCCAACAGGGGCCCCCCGGAGCCUGGGGGCCCCCAGCCCCAGAGCUCGGAGGUGGAGGAGGUGCUGACAGGUGCUCAGCAAGAUGCUCCCCCACCUCUCAGGCUCUCUCCCCAUCCUCCUGCUUUUCCUCCUCCCCAGUGUCCCGAUGGAGCCCCACGCCCCACCCUCACCCCUGCCCCCAUUUCCAGCCCCUGAGUGGGACCUCUUGUCCCCCCGGGUGGCUCUGUCCAGGGGUACUCCCACGGGGCCCCCUCUGCUCUUUCUGCUGGAGUCUGGGGCCUUUGGGGAGCCAGCCGGCAGCCCAGCUAACCGCAGCCGGCGAGGGGUGAGCGAGACAGCACCAGCCAGUCGCCGUGGAGAGCUGGCCGUGUGUGACGCAGUCAGCGGCUGGGUGACAGACCGCCGGACUGCUGUGGACCUGCGUGGGCGCGAGGUGGAGGUGCUGGGCGAGGUGCCUGCGGCUGGUGGCAGUCCCCUGCGCCAGUACUUCUUUGAAACCCGCUGCAAGGCUGCCAGCGCUGGGGAAGGUGGCCCUGGUGGGGGUGGAGGAGGCUGCCGGGGUGUGGACCGGAGGCACUGGGUGUCUGAGUGUAAGGCCAAGCAGUCCUACGUGCGGGCAUUGACCAACGAUGCCCAGGGCCGUGUGGGCUGGCGAUGGAUUCGAAUUGACACCGCCUGUGUCUGCACGCUCCUCAGCCGGACUGGCCGGGCCUGAGAACCAGGCCCAGAACUGGGCAGGUAGAGGAAGAAGGAGCUGGAUACUGAAAGACCUCAGGAGUAGCCUGGCUGCUCUGGGCCUCAGUCUGGGAACUUGUCAAAUGGUCACAAGAAAAAUCACAAUGCUCUGGUUUUGAGAGCUCAUUCUGGGAAAGACAGAUGGUGAAACCAAAUGGGGUUUUGAAAGAUGAAUAGGAGUUCUCCUGGAUGAACUUGAGGGUAAAAAUGAUGACGAUGAUGAUAAUAGCCAAUAUUUUCUGAGUGUCUACUGUUUAUGAAC